AUGCCUUUCAUUCAUAGUUCAUCCCCCGAGGCUCUGCCCUCAUCCCUCGAUGUGUUUGGCGGGACGCCUCACCAAGUGGGGGAGGAGAAAAGUCAGCUCAUGGAGUUUAGGGCUACAGCGUCCAAUCUCGACGCCAGCACCAUCACGGUCGACAUUCAGGGUGUAGGUCAUGGAUACGGCGACGCUGCUCUCCUGUAUCUCUACACAAAACAAAAAAUUGUGAAUGGUGACGGUAAAGAUAUUACGGAUGCUGAUGGGAGCGACGCGACAGUUGUCAACUACCCGUUGGGGGCCAUGUGGUCACAAAUCGACUGCAGCAUGAACGGCACGGUCAUUUCCCAGAGUAGUAUGACGUAUGGUUAUCGUUCCUACAUCGAGACCAAACUGAAUUACGGCAGGGGGGCCAAAGAGACCCAUCUGCAACAACGCAUGUGGUAUGAGGACACGGCAGGGUUCUAUGACUCACUCAAUAGUGAGCAAAACCUAGGCCUUGCUUGGCGUCGAUCUCGCACCAAAAACAGCAAGGUUUUUGAGCUCUUCGGCCCCCUCCACAUCAAUCUGUGUAAUUCUGACCGUCUCAUACUCAACAACGUGACGAUCAGCCUAAAAGCCACUCGGAGCCGCGACGACUUUGUGAUCAUGUCCACCAAAGGAACUGAAAAACUUAAGCUCCUGGACUUUAAGGUCGUGAUGAGAAGGGUGACCGUAUCCCCCUCCGUGAUGCUCGCCCACGCCCAAGUACUAGAGAAGGCUCACGCCAAGUACCCGCUCACUCGUGUCGAUAUCAAAACCAUCACGAUAGCGAAGGGUUUGAGGGAUAAAACGGUGGACAACCUCUUCCUUAAUCAAAUGCCCCAAAGAGUCAUCAUAGGUUUCGUUGACAAUAAGGCGUUCAAUGGAGAUUAUAAACUUAAUCCAUUUAACUUCCACCACUUUAAUCUAAACUUCCUCCAACUCCACGUGGAUGGCAUGCCCGUCCCGGCCCAACCCCUGACUCCUGACUUUUCUGCCGGUUUGUACAUUGAAGCGUACAACACCCUUUUUAGUGCCACGGGGAUUCACUGGAAAGAUGACGGGAAUCACAUACCGUUCGCAGACUAUCCCCGGGGCUCGACCCUGUUUGCGUUCGACCUGACCCCUGACCUCUCUGCUAGCAUGCCGCACUGGAAUCUGCAAAGACAUGGUUCACUGCGUCUCGAUAUGCGAUUCGCCGACGCUCUGCCCGAUGCUAUAAAUUGCGUGGUCUACGCCGAAUUCCAGAACUUGAUCGAGAUCGAUAAAGAUCGCAACGUCAUUGUCGACUACAACGUCUAA
Frankliniella occidentalis (western flower thrips) is the source of this 1314-nucleotide messenger RNA. RefSeq lists its product as uncharacterized. Gene Ontology annotation, cellular component: cytosol. The record is from RefSeq and is a predicted model, not a curated record. Lineage: Eukaryota; Metazoa; Arthropoda; Insecta; Thysanoptera; Thripidae. The transcript has a single exon. The coding region runs from base 1 to 1314 and encodes 437 amino acids. Gene Ontology annotation, biological process: deoxyribonucleotide biosynthetic process. Gene Ontology annotation, molecular function: ribonucleoside-diphosphate reductase activity, thioredoxin disulfide as acceptor.